Molecule: messenger RNA, 1824 nt
Organism: Trematosphaeria pertusa
Lineage: Eukaryota; Fungi; Ascomycota; Dothideomycetes; Pleosporales; Trematosphaeriaceae
Exons: 1
Coding region: 1-1824 (607 amino acids)
Source: RefSeq, a predicted model, not a curated record
AUGACUUGUGGAGCGAGAGCGACCCAGGCGGCUUGCGUUGCUGCGUCUGCUGAACUAUUCGGCGACGAGGCCCUUAUCAGAACGUUUCGCCUCCAACCGCAGGCCUCCAGCGCUGAAACGGAUGGGUUUUCGAAGAAGAUCUCGAACCUAAGCCAACAUAUUGUUACUUUCGACAGGCACAAGCAAUGCCAGACUCAGUUCAAUUACAUAGCAAUAUCCCAUGUGUGGGAUCCCACCAUCUCAGACGCACACGUACAAGGACCGACUACUCCUUUCAAGACAAAAGCGCGAAACCACAUUUUCGAGGCGCUUGAGCGUUUGAUCACCGGCAUUGGAGGCAUUAUCGACGAAGACACCGAGAUUUGGUACGACUAUAUCAGCGUACCGCAGUGGGAAAACGACUUGAAAGUCCGCAUUCUCGGGGCCAUUCCGGAUAUUUUCUACGAUGCCGACUUUACUCUCGUCGAUCUGGACGACGUUACAGACGAUGCCAUCAGCUUACUUCGUCAUGGCAAAACGACGGAAGAUCGCAUCGCAGGCGUCACCGGCGUAUGCAAUGCGAAGUGGUUCAAGCGAGUCUGGACUGUGAUGGAGUAUGUCCGAAGCCGCAACGUCAAGGGAAUGAACCAGGAAGGUCGCAUCUUCGACGAGGUCGUGCUCCUCGGCGAAGUACUUGGGGUGUGGGAGGAAGAGCGUAGGAAAGUGGGCAGUGUCCAGGAGCUCGAAGCUCUCGCGCAAAUGGGCAAGAACAUCGUACCCUGGAACCUCGGCCGCCUCACCGAAGGCCGCGCGCUGAAGAGGCUCGAUUUUGGAAAUGCAUUCAAUCUGCUCUCUAGGAGGGGUUGCAGAUCCAGCCGGGAUUUCUUCCACGCUCUGCUCGGUAUCGUAAAGGCGGACUUGAAGGAGCCCCUAAAAGACGACCCUGUGCAAGCAAUGCUCCAAAUUGCUACUAGCUGUAUGGAAGCUGGGGACUAUAGUCCUUUGCUCAUGGUUCCCCGCUCCGAGAUCGAGUACACGUCCAACGCUCCGGAUUUGUUCCACAAGUGCGGCUACACGGACGUGCUCGCAUUCGGCCUUGGAAUUCAGACGGGGUUUCCUACUUUCCACUCGGAAUCUAGCUUUGGAACGGACAAGUCGCAUUUGAAAUUGGAGCAGAUUGGGCUCGUUACCUAUGCCUCGACGUACACACUCGGCCACGCUCCAAUAUACAGCUUCCUUCAAAUUGCUAGGACUGUACUGAGCCACACCGGGCCCGAUCUCGAACAAUUCGUCACCACUAUCGGAGCGCGGCUAUACAACUUCCAUGAUGACGACGUCGCCGAUGUAUUGUCCGACAAGGAAAAGACCGGCAGGCUUCAAGGCAUAUUGACACAGUGGUACAACAAGACGCAAUGCUGUCUAUUCGAGCAGAUGCGCCUUGAUACCGUUCAAGCCGUUGCAGACCUCCUAGGCGUAACGGCCAUACUUCCCAAAACCCACGACGUUGUCAGUCCUCUGGGUUUCAUCUACGAGCACGGGGGCACCCUGCACAAUGGCAAUCCGGGCAGUAUCAUCGCAGCGAGAUGUCCGGGGUGCCAUGAGACCUUUUUCUAUCGUGCCGGACUGUACGGAUCGCCAGCAAAUGUACGCGGCUCGGUGGCUUAUCGAAUCGCUGGUCUAAGGCAUGACGGCGCUCGCGAGGAUGGUCUUGGUAUUCUAGUGAAGGAUGGCGUUAUUACUGGCCGUUUGAUAUGGGCUUCGAGGGCGUGCGAGUGUCGGCAUCCUGAGAUGGUUGAUGUUUCGUUGCGUAAUUUGCCCAUGCGAAUGCCGAGAGAUGACCCGUGA